Messenger RNA from Pantherophis guttatus, 1078 nucleotides. RefSeq names its product biorientation of chromosomes in cell division 1 (gene BOD1). The record is from RefSeq and is a predicted model, not a curated record. Lineage: Eukaryota; Metazoa; Chordata; Lepidosauria; Squamata; Colubridae.
CCGCCGAAUGAACGGCGCCAACAGCUGCUGCCGUCCCCACUCGUGCUGUGGCCGCCGCCGCCUUACCUCCUGCUGGGAGUAGAAGGGCAACGGCCGCGGUGGGGGUGGGGGUGGGAUGGCGGAGCCCGGCGGGACAUCCUCAGGCUCGGGCGGGGCUGGAGGGAAUUCCUCGGGGCCGGGCGGGACCGACCCGGCUUCGCUGCCCCCCGGCGACGCGCAGCUCAUCGCCCUCAUCGUGGGCCAACUCAAGAGCCGCGGCCUCUUCGACGCUUUUCGCCGGGACUGCCUGGCCGACGUCGACACUAAGCCAGCUUAUCAGAAUUUGAGACAGAAAGUGGACAACUUUGUAUCUACCCACCUGGAUAAGCAAGAAUGGAACCCAGCAAUGAACAAAAACCAACUGCGGAAUGGGCUCAGACAAAGUGUGAUUCAGUCAGGGAUGCUGGAAGCUGGAGUAGACAGAAUUAUUUCUCAGGUGGUGGAUCCAAAACUUAACCACAUCUUCAGGCCACAGAUAGAGAAGGCAAUUCAUGAUUUCCUGGCUGCACAGAAGAAAGAGGACUUGGUGCCAGCUCCUCCUCCUCCCCCAGAGCCUGAGAGUCAGAAUCCUUCUCCACCCCAAGAUACCUCGUAAGUGCGUUUCUGGAUUUAAGGUGGCUACAGUUUCAAAACCCAGGCUGACAAUUUGGCAACGGGCUACAUAUCUGCAGGAAUACAGAUUGUCAGCUAUUAUCAACUGCGAUUGAGGAACAGGGUUGGCAAAAGUCACCAGUGCUUUCUGUUUGGAAUGGAGGGAUCAACUAGAUGUGGAAGAGUAUUGCUAUUUGCUGAAGUAGCAUCUGUUUUGCUAUUUCUGUGUUUGGGGAAUGGCAUCUUUUUAAGGAGCCACAGUAGGGGAAAGGGUUUCGGGUGUGAUGUUAGUGGAUUUGGUGGUAUCGGGAAAUGUAGCAAUAGGAAAGGGUACAUUUUUCAGUAUGCUUGGUCUCCUUAGAGGCCGCUGUGUCAGAAUUACCCAGAAGGCUAGGUAAUUGAGCAGUGAGCAUGCAAGUAUAAAGCAGUUCAAUUUACUAGAAAAUGA